Molecule: messenger RNA, 437 nt
Organism: Staurois parvus
Lineage: Eukaryota; Metazoa; Chordata; Amphibia; Anura; Ranidae
Source: the annotation of a GenBank genome assembly
CCUGUACUGUGUCCGCAGUCUCUGGUCAUCUCCUGUACUGUGUCCGCAGUCUCUGGUCAUCUCCUGUACUAUGUCCGCAGUCUCUGGUCAUCUCCUGUACUGUGUCCGCAGUCUCUGGUCAUCUCCUGUACUGUGUCCGCAGUCUCUGGUCAUCUCCUGUACUAUGUCCGCAGUCUCUGGUCAUCUCCUGUACUAUGUCCGCAGUCUCUGGUCAUCUCCUGUACUAUGUCCGCAGUCUCUGGUCAUCUCCUGUACUAUAUCUGCACUCUCUGGUCAUCUCCUGUACCCAUGUCAACUAUUGGCGGCUCUCCCUUCUCUGGUAGUCCUGUACAUGGCAGUAAGAGGCUGAUAAAAAUAAAAAGUUUAGGGAUUUCUAGUAGGAGUUUUUUCUUUUGGUCAUCUCCUCUAUGAAUGCUAUCUAGGUGCAGUCCAUCUGG